Molecule: messenger RNA, 269 nt
Organism: Dictyostelium discoideum AX4
Lineage: Eukaryota; Evosea; Eumycetozoa; Dictyosteliales; Dictyosteliaceae
Exons: 1
Source: RefSeq, a predicted model, not a curated record
CUGAUAUACUUUUAAUAUUAUUUCAAUUAAAAUUUGUUAAAACAAUUAGUAAUAAAAUUGAAAAUCAAAUAGUAACUGAAAUUAAAAAAAAACAAUUUUUCUUUUUAAAACAUUAUAAAUCUAGUUUACAGUUUAUAAAAAAUAUUUCAAAAAGUAAUAAAAUUAUAGCGGAUUUAGAAAUUACAAAAUCAAACCUUUUUGUUGGAAAAUUAAGGAAAAGUCAAUUAUUGGGUUUAUUUGGUUUAAAUUCAAUUUUAGGAACCCAAUAA